Camellia sinensis is the source of this 1699-nucleotide messenger RNA. Its product is annotated as putative low-specificity L-threonine aldolase 2. Lineage: Eukaryota; Viridiplantae; Streptophyta; Magnoliopsida; Ericales; Theaceae. Gene Ontology annotation, cellular component: cytosol. Gene Ontology annotation, molecular function: L-allo-threonine aldolase activity. Gene Ontology annotation, biological process: L-threonine catabolic process; glycine biosynthetic process. The record is from RefSeq and is a predicted model, not a curated record.
AUUUUUUUAUUUUUUUAUUUUUUUUACCCUUUUACCCGUUUUCCUUAUAUUUGCCCUAGUUCUAGAAAAAUUCAAACACUGAUCGUUCUCUCUCUCUCUCUCUCUCUCGCUCGCUCUUUCACUCACCAUUGUCGUCUGAGAUAUCCGGCGAGCGUGCUCUGGAUGAGAGAAGUCAUCGGAGGGCAGCACUUGAAGCAUCUCUUCAUGAGGUUUUAUUUCAGAUAAUAAAAUUUGUGAAUGGGAAAAAAGAUCACAUUCCACCCAUACCGAAUCUUGAAGGUGUCUCCUUUCCCUAUGAAAUUACUGUCUCAAGUUGUCCGAAACUUCAGUGAAGGAGGCAGUGAUAGUGAAGAAUAGCUUGCAAGAGUUUAAAUUCAGCAAAAAUGAUGACCAGAACGGUGGAUCUCCGCUCCGACACAGUGACCAAACCAAGUCAAGCAAUGAGAGCAGCAAUGGCAAAUGCUGUAGUUGAUGAUGAUGUACUAGGUUGUGACCCAACGGCCUUUUGCCUUGAAACAGAGUUGGCAACAAUCACAGGCAAGGAAGCAGCCCUUUUUGUCCCUUCGGGGACUAUGGGUAACCUAAUCAGUGUGCUUGUUCAUUGUGAGGUUAGGGGUAGUGAAGUCAUUCUUGGAGACAAUUCUCAUAUCCAUAUCUAUGAGAAUGGAGGCAUUUCCACAAUUGGAGGUGUACAUCCAAGGACAGUGAAGAAUAACAGAGAUGGGACAAUGGAUAUUGAUCUCAUUGAAGCUGCCAUUAGAGACCCUAAAUUGGAAAUUUGUUACCCAACUACUAGGCUUAUCUGCUUGGAAACCACGCAUGCAAACUGUGGUGGUAAAUGCCUUCCUGUAGAGUAUAUAGACAAAGUUGGGGAGCUAACAAAGAAGCAUGGGCUGAAACUUCACAUCGAUGGUGCCCGUAUAUUUAAUGCAUCAGUUGCACUUGGCAUUCCCGUUCAUAGGCUUGUGCAGGCUGCUGAUUCAGUUUCGGUAUGUCUAUCAAAAGGAUUGGGCGCUCCAGCUGGAACUGUCAUUGUUGGUUCAAAAGAUUUUAUUACUAGGGCAAAGAUUCUAAGGAAGACCUUAGGUGGUGGGAUGAGACAAGUUGGAGUCCUUUGCGCUGCUGCUUUAGUUGCAGUGCAAGAGAAUGUUGGAAAGCUCGAGAGUGAUCACAACAAUGCUAAGUUUUUAGCACAAGGACUGAAUAGAAUUGAAGGACUAAAAGUGGAUGUCAAUUCAGUGGAGACCAACAUAUUAUAUUUUGAUAUUUUAGAGGGCACAAAUAUUACAGCCCUAAAACUCUGCAAGAAUUUGGAAGAACAUGGCAUACUUGUGAUGCCAGAGAGCUCAUUCAGAAUUAGACUUGUCCUUCACUACCAAAUUUCAGAAAGUGAUGUGCAAUACACCUUGUCGUGCAUUCAGCAAGCUGUAACUGGAGUCCCGGAUGAAAAUGGAGGCAAGUGAGAUGAAUAUGAAGAAUAACCAUCAUGUCAUUUCCUUCUGUAGUAAAGAUGUUCAGGCUUCAAUGACAUUAUAAAUCUUCCCAUCAUCUCAGAAGUUUUUGUAACAUGUCAUGUGUGAUUCUGCAUCCAACUUUAAAAACUGUGUUGUUUUUCCUGUUUGCCAAAUGUUCAUGUAAAAUAUCAUGGCUUUUAGUUUUAUCAUAUGUUCAAAACUCAAUAAAGUGGAGAUUUGAGUAA